UCUUGAUGCAGAAGCCAUUUUGCUGUAAGUGGGAUAGAGAAGGAGGAGAGAGAGAGGAGACGAAAGGAGCGUAAACAGCUGUUAGUUUCGAGUCGUCGAGGUCGUUUCCACGUUGUGAAAAUAUCAUCUUCACUUGGAGUACAGUACAAACAGCCAGCCUGUAUUAAGCAACGAGCGUUCGCCAUCAAAACCCCGAGGAAGUCGACCAGUGGCUUCCCAGUGCGCCGUGUGCCGGGGUGAACUGAUGUUCAACUCGGCUUCACGACAAAACAUCGCUCGCUGGCACAUGAAAACCUCGGACACUGUGGGCCUAAAGCGUGCAGUGAGAAGUAGAGCUGCUACUUCGAGGACCUGGAGCCCUAUUGGGGAGGAGAAAUUAAGAAAUAAAGAUAUCUACGCAGUCAUCUUCAACACAAAGAGGUGACAUCCAGUGUGAGCAGUAUGGGAGGAGGUGAAAGAUACAACAUUCCAGCACUCGAUCCUGAUCACUCUUUGUCCAAAAAGAACCAACAGGUUGGCAGGGCCAAGCAAAGGAGCCGUAACCAAAAUGGAGGAGUGCUUGCAGCAUCCUCUGGAUCCCCGGCAGGGCCCCUCAUCCACGGCCAUCGCAGGAGCGACAAGGGUAGCGGUUAUUCGUGGUCUCCUGAGGCGCGGCAGGCCGUGUCCGCGGAGAAGAAUGGGUCAGUUCGUUUUGCCACACCGUACGACCAAAAUUGGGAGGGAGCCGUGUCUCAUCUGAACAACCUCUUGGCAGCUCAGUGUGGCCACAGUUAUGCAGGAGCCAAGUUCAGUGACCCCCCAUCGCCUAGCGUUCUGCCCAAACCUCCCAGCCACUGGGUGUCUCUACCCAUGGUUCCUUGCGAUCGCCGUGAGAUGAUGGCCUUUCAGUUAAAGAGCCUUCUUAAGGUUCAAGCGUGAAAAUGAACCUCAGUGCUAUGAGGCUCCACUUUGGCCUGUUGCCCUCCUGGAAAGCUGCUGAGCUGCAAUGCGUCUUUAUUUUUCAAAAAACAAAAAGCAGUUUUAAAUUUAUUUUAAGACGACCAUUUUACAGAUUUUUAAUUCGGAGCUCGUUUCCUAGACCUAGAUUAAGGUGAAAUCCUGGAGUUUCCAUUCAUAUGAAAUUUCAGCUGAGGUCUAGACUUAAUCUUCUUCUAAGAAGCUGACUCUAUGAGCUGGUUCCUGUGGCCAGGUUAAGCCUAAAUCUGGUCUAAAGGCUUUUUUUAGUGGUGACUCACCAUUUGUAUGCAGCUUUAGUCCAAGAUUAAGCUUAGUUUUGUCCAGAGAGCCAGCUCUUAUCCUCAGAGGUGUUGAGCUGUUGCAGCCUUGCAGGUGGGACAGCUCUGGUGGAGCCGUACGCCUUGGACGAUUUGAUGAACUGGAUAUCCUUCUCGUUUGUUUUGUUUUUUUUUUUUUAUUAUGGCCGUUAACGACUAUGCGGUUACACAUGGCUAGUUUAACUAUGCUUUGGUCUCUGAACAGUUUUAUUUUCCAAAUAGAGGCUUCUUGGGAGACCUUAGCAUGAGGUUUUAAUCAUGUCAGCUAUGCAGAAGCCUCUUGGUCCUAAAGCAUGUCAGGAUUUAUAGCCUACUGAUCAUUGGAUUAGAGGAUGCCUCAUCUCUGGUGUCUCUGUUUUUGGGGGUGAAGAAUAUGCUGCUUGACCUUGCUCUGAAGAUACCAGAGCAACUGAAUGUGGAAGAACAAGCUGUUGUGUUUCAAGACAGACUGAUGGGGUUAAUUGUGGCACACAGACCUUUUGUAUUUUCAACUCCUGUACUUUUUUAAAAUUGCGCUGUGCGCACUGCACUAUGGGUGUUGAAACUUCAACAUGGUUUGCAAGUCCCACUGUAGCAUAAGCCCUGUUGCGUUGGGUUAUCAAUCAUAAGUGUUUACUAGAGCAGUGUAGUUUUUAUUUUUUAUCACGUGGUCACAAGUGCCAUAUAUACCAUAGCAGGUAAAGCAUUAUGCUUAUUUCUUGGGAAAUGAUUCGUAUACAAUCAGUAAUAUUUAUUUUAAUAAGCUGAGCUCAACACUUCCCUGUACAACACGGACAUGGCAAAUUGCAGAGGAGGUCCAAGCUGCAGAGAUGCAGGGAUGUAGAUAUUGGGUUUUCCCAGGUCUUGCUUCAUGGCCUUGUUCGCUGUGCGCCGUGUUGUGAGAUGAUGGUGUCUUGUAGCACUGUGGGACACAAGUGUGGAAGUGUUUACGUUCUCCAAAAGAUAAGGUCUUAACCUGAAGCCUGCCAAAAUCAUACAGAUUCUUCCCUUUCAUACUUGAUGUCCACCUUGCACUGUUGUUAAAUGGUGUUCAGAAGUUGCAGACAGUGUUCUUCCUAUGGCCGGUAUGUAAUGUAACGACCCCCCCGCCUCCCCCCUGAGUUAUUUCUGCUUGUAAGCGUGUUAAACAGCGUGUGGAAGUGUUGGCACCUCUCUUGCGCAAGAGUAUUAACGGCCAUCUAACGGAAAGACAACAAAACAAAGCCAGAGACUCAGAUAUGUGACGGAGCUGUGUAAAUACUGAAAUGUAUAAACUAUUGUAGCAUAUUGUACAUUGUGCAGGGUCGUUUUAAACCUGCUGAUAAAGUAUUUUUAGUAAUAACACUGAAUGUAAGCCAUGCUGAAGACGUGGCUUGACGUUAAGAUGCUGAAAAUAUUUUUGUUUAAAAAAAAAUAAAAAUAAAAUAUUUGCCUACGGCACGUGGAAACCCCUGCACUGUGCGACCUCUGCCAGUGAUCUUGCACAUAAUGCGUUUAUUUUUUAUAAUGCACAGUAUAGAGGGAGAAAACCAGCUUUAAGUGCAAAUUUAAAAAAAAAAAAAAGAAAAUUAAAUUUAAAGUUUUAAAGCGACUUUACACCGCCACACAAUCUUAUUCCAAACAGACUACAGGUUAGGCACUUUUAUAUUAACGAUCAUUCUGGUGACUUUUUCCCACCAACUCUUUCUCUUCCCCAUAAUUUAAAUUUUCCCCAUUUGUUCACUGUUUUCACUUCAAUUCAACAUCUUUGUCUUUACCUCUUGCCAGGCAGCAGCUGUUUUGUGUCCAAGCCUCAGUCUUUCCUCUGCAGACUGAUGCUUUAGAUACAGCAUGCUGUACAUUUCCAGUUUCAUUUCUCUUCCUUGCACCAGUAUUUUUCUGAUUUGUGUGUGUUAAAGUCUAAAAUUAAUUGGGUUUUAAUUUGUCCCAACAUCAAGUGUCACUGUGAAAAAGAAAGUAUUUGCCCGUUUUAUUGUGAUUGACUUGUACUAAAGUUUAUGACAGCACUGUGUAAUUUGGCCUAAAAAAAAAAAAAACUAAUAAAUCCCCUUCCCUUCCCCCCCAAAA
Molecule: messenger RNA, 3320 nt
Organism: Pygocentrus nattereri (red-bellied piranha)
Lineage: Eukaryota; Metazoa; Chordata; Actinopteri; Characiformes; Serrasalmidae
Gene: pnrc2
Product: proline-rich nuclear receptor coactivator 2
Exons: 3
Coding region: 442-918 (158 amino acids)
Biological process (GO): nuclear-transcribed mRNA catabolic process, nonsense-mediated decay
Cellular component (GO): nucleus; P-body
Source: RefSeq, a predicted model, not a curated record